Molecule: messenger RNA, 216 nt
Organism: Rodentolepis nana
Lineage: Eukaryota; Metazoa; Platyhelminthes; Cestoda; Cyclophyllidea; Hymenolepididae
Source: the annotation of a GenBank genome assembly
CUGUCGAUAGCGAAUUUGCUCGGCGACAGCAAUGGAAAUGUCGACGAGACAAUUACUCCUCCCACAACUAGAAAGGAUGCACAUCAACUGGGUCAGGUAUGUCUCGUGGAAGCACUCCAUUGGGCUCAACAGGCAUUCAAAACUAUUGAACAGGCACCCGAUCUCAAUCAAGAGUUGGACAUCAAGAACUUUAUCGGCAAGGAUAUCACAAAGUAA